AUGGCCUCAAUUUUUGAUUCAAUUGAAAAAGGCCUUGAUGCAUGGGGAUUUGACCUAUGCCAACCGUUCUCAAUUGAGGAUUACAACGAAAACGUUCCCGAUAUAAAUAAAAUACCGUCGAUGGGGAGGAAGAGCACAUUGGCGAUUUUAGUUGGAAAUUCCCGUAAUGUAUGGGAGCAUUUUAUUGACGCAAUGGUCAAAGAUGAUGCUCUGUUUCAAAAUGAGAAUCCUUUGGACGAAUAUACGAAAAGGGCUUUAGAGUCCGUUCUAUCAAAUAUCCACAUCCACUAUCGCGUUUAUUAUACAUUCAAGUCUCGAGAAGUUCCUUCGCUGAACUAUCAACUAAUUGCAGAAAUUUCGGGAAUGUGUAAGAGAAGCUACCAAAGUAAAAUGUGUUAUCACUAUAAAUAUGGUCACUGGAUUGGUCUGCGUGCGGUAAUCGUGCUGGACCACUCCUUCGUGUACAAUUUGUCAACCAAGCAUAUGCAGGACUUCCAGAUCUGCCGACUGUGCGAUCAGAAGUACGGCGAGCGUUUGGACUAUUUAUGGCGAGACAAGACGAUGAUUGCAAACACUUCGCACGAUUUGCACACACAACCAAUACAACUACUCCUACGAAGAAGCUUGCUAUCAUUACAGCAAGAACCGGAAGGUUUUGGAGCGCGAAGUGGAGCGAUUUCGGAAGGGAGAUCGCACGCAGCGAUACGACUGGAUGGAGGAAUUCAAUCGGGAUCCAGAACAUUAUCGAUUAGAGGAUGA
Molecule: messenger RNA, 759 nt
Organism: Blastocystis hominis
Lineage: Eukaryota; Bigyra; Opalinata; Blastocystidae
Exons: 6
Coding region: 1-759 (252 amino acids)
Biological process (GO): cobalamin metabolic process
Cellular component (GO): cytoplasm
Molecular function (GO): demethylase activity; FAD binding; cyanocobalamin reductase (cyanide-eliminating) (NADP+) activity
Source: RefSeq, a predicted model, not a curated record